Chiloscyllium plagiosum (whitespotted bambooshark) is the source of this 2472-nucleotide messenger RNA. Its product is annotated as cytochrome P450 2J6-like. The record is from RefSeq and is a predicted model, not a curated record. Lineage: Eukaryota; Metazoa; Chordata; Chondrichthyes; Orectolobiformes; Hemiscylliidae. Gene Ontology annotation, cellular component: cytoplasm; intracellular membrane-bounded organelle. Gene Ontology annotation, biological process: arachidonate metabolic process; xenobiotic metabolic process. Gene Ontology annotation, molecular function: iron ion binding; oxidoreductase activity, acting on paired donors, with incorporation or reduction of molecular oxygen, reduced flavin or flavoprotein as one donor, and incorporation of one atom of oxygen; heme binding.
ACUGGGUGGCCACUCCCACUAAAACUCUGCAGCAGCCUCACUCAUUGGCAGCUGACAAACCGGGUGGAAUUUGUUCUCUGGCUGCUGGACAAGAGUUGGUCUCUCUGGGAAACAUGGAGCUCUCAGCGUUCCCUGGGUUUCUCUCUAUGAUUUGUGACAGAUUCACUGUACUGGCCACGUUCUUCAUGGUGCUUGCCCUGGUCUUUGACUACAUGAAGAGACGCAAGUGUCAGAAUUACCCUCCUGGGCCACGGGGUUUUCCUUUCUUUGGGAACAGUCUUCAGGUGGACUUGAACAACCCCCACUUAUCGUUUGCCAAGCUGUGGAAGGAAUAUGGCAGUGUGGUGAGCAUACAGCUUGGAUGGACAAACACAGUGAUACUAAAUGGCUAUGAAGCUCUCAAACAGGCUCUGGUGAAGAAAUCAGAAGAUUUUGCUGAUCGACCAAACUUAGCAAUAUAUGAAGAUUUUUUUAAACGUGCAGGAGAAGGCAUUGUCUUUGCAAAAUACGGCCGUUGGUGGAAAGAGCAGAGAAAGUUUUCACUUUUGACACUGAGGAACUUUGGGCUCAGGAAGAAAUCUCUAGAGACACGAAUUGUGGAAGAGGCUGGAUUUUUAAACAAAGAAUUUGAAAAUGCAAAAGGACGUCCUUUUGAUCCACAUUUUUAUCUAUCUUGUGCAACCUCCAAUAUUAUCUGUUCAAUUGUCUUUGGAGAACGUUUUGGAUAUCAAGAUAAAACAUACCUUGAAUUUUUAAACGUAUUUGAUGAAAUUUUUGAAUUGGAAGGUGGAUUUUGGGGCCAGUUGUUGAAUACGUUCCCCUUUAUUCGUCACUUCCCAGGUCCACACAAUAAGAUAUUUGAAAAUCAAAAUAAAGCUGUUGAGUUUGUUCAGGAGAAAGUCAUGGAACAUAAAAAACAAUGGGAUCCAAAUGAGCCCAGGGACUUCAUCGAUGCUUUCUUAACAGAGCAGGAGAAGAUGAAACAUGAACCUCAAACAAGUUUCCUGGAAACCAAUUUGUUAGGGACACUUUUUGAUCUCUUUGCCGCGGGUACUGAGACCACCUCCACCACCCUGCGCUGGGGUCUGCUCUUUAUGGUGCUGUAUCCUAACGUGCAGUCUAAAGUGCAGGGAGAGAUUGACAGUGUAAUUGGGAAGGAGAGAAAGCCAAUUUUGGAAGACCGUGAGGAAAUGCCGUACACUAAUGCUGUUAUCCAUGAAACCCAACGCUUGGGAAAUAUCGUUCCAAAUUCACUUCCUCAUCAAACAUACAGAGAUACAGAGGUCAUGGGUUACACAAUCCCUAAGGGAACAACAAUCAUCCCAAAUCUGUCCUCCGCCUUGUUUGAUGAGAAUGUUUGGUCAACUCCACACCAGUUUAAUCCAGGUCACUUCCUCAACUCAGAGGGGAGCUUUGUGAGACCAGAAGCCUUCAUCCCUUUCUCUGCAGGUCGCCGUGUGUGCCUGGGGGAGCAGCUGGCAAAGACUGAACUCUUCCUGUUCUUCACCUCCAUGCUCCAACAGUUCACAUUCCAUCUCCCAGAAAAUGAGCCAAGACCAAACUACACUGAAUCCAAAUUCGGAAUCACCCUGAGUCCACGUGCUUAUCGUCUGUGCGUUAAGCUCAGAUAAGAUGUAUAGGAAUGGUGGGGGGGGUUUCAGGAGCAGUGAGGGGACAUACACUUUCUUUAAUUUCAAACUAAUCCCAUCACUAAUUGUUUUUCUGUUCUCUUGUAUAAAAUUGUAACAGAGGUGUCUAGCUACUAAGUGCAGCUCUCACAGCAACGUGACUUGUCUGGAUUGGAGCACGGCCCUUGUUAUUUGGGAUCUAAAUUCUGAUCCAAACAAGACCCACCUGCCAGACAAAUGUGAGCAGAGUCUCACCCACCUCUUUGUGUAACUGCUCACCUGAACGCGAUGAAAUUCUGCGAGCAAGAGUUCAGUAAAAGUUGCACAGUAUUCUGCAUUGAUUGUUUGUUUAUCAACAGAGGGAGAGAAAUAGGUCUUCAGGAAAAUGUGAAAUAUGGACAAUAGUGAACCAGAAACCUGUUUUAUGUCCCCAUGUCAGGAUACUGAUUCACUAGCACUUGCUUUGUGCUUUCACCAAUAUCUAAUCUUAUUCCUAAUCUUAUAUCUAAUGAAAAACUGCUUGUGUCCAUUUGAAUAAUCACCAUUUUGAUAGUCUCUGUUGAAGUAUUCAGGAAUUUACAAAUUUAAAAUUUACACAAUCAAGACAAAUCAGACAGAAUAAAUUUUAACAAUUGUUAAGCUAACGAUAUAUCAAAAGAAAAAAAAGCUACUUUCUUGUUGGCAUAUUAGUAUAGUUCGGUGCAGUAACACUGGGUGAAUCGGUCUCUCUUUCUUCUGUUUGUUUAAUGAGUGCAGGAUGUGCUGCCUAAAGCAAUGGAUCAGUGUACUGAUGUUAUAUGAUGUCCCCAAUAUAAUUCUUAAUAAAAACAGAACACAAUGGAAA